Orbicella faveolata is the source of this 2654-nucleotide messenger RNA. RefSeq lists its product as uncharacterized. The record is from RefSeq and is a predicted model, not a curated record. NCBI's taxonomy places the organism in Eukaryota, Metazoa, Cnidaria, Anthozoa, Scleractinia, Merulinidae.
UAAAUUAAACUCUUUUAAAACAGACUGACCCAUUUCAUCAAAUAAUAUAAAUACUCAGAGGUAAAAAAAAGCACACAAACCUGCCUGACAAACAAAGGGGAUAUCUCCUUUUGUUGUCAGAGGGAAACAAAAGCUUUCUUUUCCAAACAACUUAGCAGCCACUCCUUGAACAGGAAACAAGGGGAGUGGGAAUGAGCUGGCCUGCCGUCAGCUGUGCGAAUAUUUCCUAAAUUUUGACUGCUUUAUUCAAGAUUCGCGUACAAUCUUCUCAAUUAAUAUUUCCUUCUAUCUUCAUUGUCUCACUUCGGACAUAUUUUAAGUUAGAAAUUGCCUCUAUGAACUCAGAACCACCAGACAGAGCGUGACUCACAGCAGAAUAAGUCACGCAAUAUUUGACGGUCGUAUAAAGAGUCUCUUAUCGUGUUGGUUUUCGAUUCGUGAACACCCCUCAGUUGGCCUUCGCGGCUACAAAUGAGAAAGAUGUCUUUGAAUCUGGGAUUUUCCUACUUCUUUGACAGCGCCAUGCAAACUGCUACCAAACGUUUUGCGCAUAAGAAACUCUGGAAUGUUGUUCUUCAUGUUCUGACAUCCUGGCCAAUGGCCUGGGCAGUUCUUUGCAUUGGCCGUAACUUUUUGCCGUUCUCGCUCCAAUAUAUACUAAUUCUUUUAAAGUGUCUCCUGUGCAUUUUACAAGAGCCACCCAUAGGGUUUGUCUAUUCCAUAGUAUACAAUCUUGUUGCAUACUAUGCUGUAUUUGUUCACACUGGCGUGACCACUUUUCAAGGAUGUGUUGUCAUUGGCAUAUGUCUUGCCUUUCAAUUCUUGGGUCACGCCAUCUUGGAAGGUACAACUCUGCAGCGGCUACCCACCAAAGAAGACAACGUAUUAUUCAAGGUUAUGGAUCUGGCCAAUGAGUUCUUCUUUGCACCAUUUCACUUCAGCUUAACAUUAAUGAUCAGGUUCGAUUCUCUACCAAUUUUAAAGUGGCGUUCAGAUGCAGCUUUGCACAAACUUAUUACAGCGACACAAGAGCUCAAGUAUGGUAAAAAGGGUCCAUGAACAGUCAAGCAAAUAAAUAUACAAGAAAAAGGGGAAAAAGAAUGGACUACACAAGCUAGGAAAUAACUCUUACUGAUGACAAAUUAAGUAAAUACCAACACACACUUCCUGGUAUUGUCUUUGCAGUGAACACUAAAUUUGAACUCAUUUUAAUGACAAGCUAUGUUUUAUCACAUUAUUUUCAAAUACUUUGUAUGAAGGUCCAUUUUAAUGCAUAUAAAGCCUGAAUUUCAGCUAUCUCCUCAGGUUGCACCUUCACUCUUGAGACUGUGUGCAAUUCAAGGAGACAUUGAAAUUUUGGCCAAUACAUGCAGGUAAACAUUAGUGAAGAGAUGUAGCAUUUACAUAUAGCAUUUAAAUAACAUUAAGAGACCCUCAAAGUAAUAGAUGUCAAAGAGGGAACAAGAUUGGCAAAGUUUAGGGCUUUUCAAGAUAUACUGAAAAGGACAAGAUUGGAACAUUCUGCUGGUAUUGUUGUCACUAUCAGAUGUUCUCUGAAUGUCCAAGUUCACAUAAUUUUUCCAAGUUCGCACAAGCAACUGGUCAAAUUGCUUGCAGAAGAAAUAUUUCUGAAUGUCAUGUUAAGCAGAUUGGGAAGUCAGAGAAGAAUUCAAGACAGAAGAAAGGGCUUGCUGUUUACCAAUCCCUUGACUAAACUACAUUGAUAGCAACUUCACAAAACACAAGUUUUAUGAUAGUUGUAAGUGCAGUAGAUCUUUUUCAUCACCAUUUUGAUCUGGUAUUUUAAUUAUUUAUAAUUUCUUGUUUCCCAUUUUUACUGUGUGAAUUUACCUCAUUAGUGUUAUUUUUACCCUUUUUACUAACUUUAUAUUGUGAAGCAAAUUUGAACAUUACUCUAUGGAAUUUGUGCUAUAUAAAUAUACUGUAUUAUUAUAUUAAUCUCUGCAACGUUGUUGUAGACAGCAAGACAUUAACUACAAUUUUAGCCAUCUCCUCAAGUCAAACACUCCUGAGAAGACUAUGAAAUAAGCCCAUACUGUUGUCCAGUGGGAUGAUGCCGUUACUUUGCUGGCGUGUAAACAGGAUGUAACACAAAAUAACAUUAGGGCUGAAAUUCAGGCAAGCCAGGCAUUCCAUGAUUAUUCAUUUACUAUUGCCAUGUCCUUAUCUCCUGACCAUUCAAUUUUGAAGUCCACAAUAAUAAUGUGGACUGACAGUGAAAAAAAAAAUAAUAAUAAUGGCAAGCAAACCUAUUAUCCCUGCUACUAAUUUCAUCUUGGGUUGCUCUCCCCUCCAAAACAAAACUUGAAUGCCUGUUUUGGUCAUUUUAAAUAGGAUAUAUUAGGUUCAUCUAGGACUCAAAAGUCAACUUGAAAUUCAACCAACUUUCUAUCUUAGUACUGCUAAGUUUCAAGAUGUUUUCUCUGUUCAAUCUGUAUCUUUCAAACAGUAGCAAUAACAAAUGCUUUUCAAUGAAAGACAAAAAACCAGAAAGAAACUGACCUCUUGGGAAACUUCUUUUCAGAGUGUUAAAGCAAUGUCUAUGACUCAUAUUGUUUGAUAUAAAGUUUAUUGCUCCUUCACACAUCUACAAAUAAGACAAUAGUCAGGAUUCGCUUGUUUUGUUUUAUCUU